Messenger RNA from Trichogramma pretiosum, 2063 nucleotides. RefSeq lists its product as uncharacterized. The transcript has 2 exons. Lineage: Eukaryota; Metazoa; Arthropoda; Insecta; Hymenoptera; Trichogrammatidae. The record is from RefSeq and is a predicted model, not a curated record. Bases 52 to 1452 code for a protein of 466 amino acids.
GCCAGCUCGCAUACAGUAUUUUAUCUUUUUCUUUUAUUUGCUCUCGCGAAAAUGGAAUUCUUUAAAAGUCUCAGCGCGAUAAUCUUACUCGUGGCCGGAUUUUAUGAUUUGCCGGUCGUACAGGACAUUCGAAACUCGACGACAACGACGACGACAACCAUCGAGCCAAAAGCAGCCGUCGAGCAUCGAGUCUGGACACAUCCGGCCACGGAGAAGCUCGUGGUAUUCGACGCCGCUGACGCACUGACGGGCAAGUUCUUCGCUCACGCCGACUGCGAUGGAGAUGAACGCGUCAAGGCGUGUCAGUUUUACCUCUACGAGGAUCUGCAGCCGAAGUACGAGUGCCGGAUCGAGCUGAGCAGUGUUCACGAGGCGGGACGCGUCGACGAGAUCGCGAUCGCGAAUCACGCCGACGGACGCUGGGCCGUCGUCAACUGGCGCGACGCGAAUGGCUCGUCGAGCGUGCCGGGCCUCGCCAUCCUGGACUGGUCGAGCUGCGGACUGCGGCGGCAGCCGUGGCAGCGCGAGGCGACGAUCCUCAAAGUUCUGCCGUUCAAGAGAGACGCGAAGUUCGCCGUCGUGCUAGUGGACAAGGAGCAGUGCCGCGACUCUUACUGCGUGACCAUCGUCGGUUUCGACGAUAAUAAUUCAGUGGCGUCGUCGUCGCCGCCGGUCGCCGCCAGCACCAUAACUCCGCUGUACGAGCGUCGAGGCAACGUCAGUUACGAGUAUCUCGACUUCGUGCUGCUCGAGGAAGAUAAGAUAACGGGACGCUACGCGCACUUCAUGCUCAUCGAAGACUUUCGCGAGCGGCUGGAAGACGAGGAGACACCAUCCGCUGCCUACGACAGACUGACGGAGCGCAUCACGAUUUUGAAGAGCCACGCCGCGGAUCGGAUCGACGGCAAUUACAGCGCGCACGUGAUCUUCGACUACGUGCACUUCCCCAAAGAAACGCAUCGCGGACACAGACGCGUCGCCUACUCGGCCGCGGGCACGGACGGCGUCGUCAGCAUGGCCGUGCAGAUGAAGGCGCGCAGCCAUCCCGGCUGGAUCAUUCACUGUCAGCAGUACAGGGUCGAGGACUUUCGCGUGAUCUACUCGAUCGACGUGCCGUACGAGCCGCGGGACAUGGCCAUCGCCACGACGGGAAAUCACCGGAUGCUGCUGACCUACGCCGAGUGCGUCGACCGAGACUGCCGCGGUACCCAGAACGUUUAUCACGCGCGAGGAGGUGGCUCCGAUUCCAGGGACGUGAAGUUCGACAAGCGCGAGUGCGACAGCGAGCUGAGCCGAGCCGAGGGUCGCAUUUACCGCGACGAGGACGAGCCCGACAGGUUUUGCUUGGCGACGGCUUGCUAUGACGGGGAUCAGAUUGACGCGCUUGAGAGCCCGUUCGACGUAACCGUUGACUGCUUGAAUUUAUCACUUCUCGGCGAAACGCCGAAAUAGUUCAGGAACUUUUUUUCAGCAUUCAGGGACGUUGCACGUGAAAUGAAUCUACAGUAAAGUCUUUGUUAUACGGAAAUAAAUAUUGUUUUAAAUAUCAUUUCAUUGACUGUGGCAAAAAUGGCUAUACUGACUGGGAACAUACUUGAAUGGUGGGAGUUCUCUGCCAAAUACGCGAUAAACAUAAAUCACUAUGAUACUGAUUAUACUUUAUAAUUAAUUAAACAAGAAGUAUACAUUUUUUUAUCAAGAAAUACAUCUAUUUCAAAGAAGAGAAUUUUAAGGUAGCAUUGGUGCUCGCAAGUGUCUAAGCCGGUCAAAGACGAAAAAUGAGGAUGUGUCCAAAAUUGUAGUCUCCGUUUACUGUGGCCUCCUUUCGUAUUCAUGCAUGUCAAAUAUAAUAAUUCUAUAUGCGCCAGAAAAAAAGGCAAAUAUUUGUUCAAAAUUGUUUGACAUUAAUAUUCAAAUUUUAUCCAUGCUUACUAGUGUGACAGAAUUUUAAAUCUUAAAAGUAUGAUUUAGUAACUAGGCGAACAUGUUAUAAUGUAAUCUAAAAUUGUUCUAACAAAAUGUAGCUUGUUAUUUUCAAUAAUAAAUCGUCUAAUUUUCUAUUG